AUGCCUCGUGCCAGGAUCAAACGGUUGCCUGCUGCCAUUCGAAUCGGACAACCGACCGCACCAGCUAGAGGCAAUAGUAGUUUAAGUGAAGUGUGAAGUGAAACAAGCGUGAAAAAGGGUGCUUGUGUGUUGUAGUGAUCGCUUAUACGAUCGUAUUGUGUGAAGAAAUAAUAUUUACUACAAAUCCAUAAUGAGAAUUAUCAUUGAAGAGCACCCGAACGUGUUGGAUGUCUCGGAGCUGCUACGUCCCGAGCCAAAGUUCGUAGACAAGGAAGUGUCCAAGUUCCGGGACUAUACGGUCGAUGAAACCGAUCCGCUGAAGGAGCGUGUCCGGCGCACGUACAAGCUGAUGCACACCCAUCAAACGGUUGACUUUGUCAAAGGUCGCCAUGCCGAUUGGCUUAAAUUCGAUCACUUCAAGGCAACCGUGCGGCAAGCGCUGGAGAGGCUGAACGACCUGGUCGACGAGUCGGAUCCGGAUCUCGAUCUGCCGAAUAUUGUGCACGCGUUCCAGACGGCCGAACGGGCCCGUGCCGAGUUUCCCGAGCUAGACUGGUUGCAUCUGACCGGGCUGAUUCACGAUCUCGGCAAGGUGAUGGCAUUCUACGGCGAGCCCCAGUGGGCGGUGGUGGGCGAUACCUUCCCGGUCGGGUGCGAAUGGGGCCCAAGCAUUGUGUAUCGCGAGGACAGCUUCGUCGACAAUCCGGAUGGAGCAAACCCGAAGUACAACACAAAGAAUGGAAUGUACGAACCCAACUGCGGGUUGGAGCAACUGACCAUGUCCUGGGGCCACGACGAGUAUCUGUAUCGAGUGCUGAAGCACAACGGUAGUACUCUGCCCGAGCAGGCGCUACACAUGAUUCGCUAUCAUUCGUUCUACCCUUGGCAUUCCGGUGGCGACUAUCAUCAUCUGACCAACGAGAAGGACGAGCAAACCAAGCAAUGGGUGCUGAUGUUCAACCGGUAUGAUCUUUACACCAAAUCAACCACGCUGCCAGAUAUUGAGGCAUUGUGGCCCUACUACCAAAGCUUGAUCGAUAAGUACUGUCCUGGAGAGUUGGAGUUUUAGGCUGGAAGUGUUACUAGAGAGAGUUCGAAUCAAAUUCUAUUGGAUUGGAACACACUCACAAUCGUGCCAUUUUUUAUAGGUAUAAUUUAGUAACACCGUAACAAGUGGAAUACCGUUAAAAUCUUAUCUUUUUACCUCAACAAACACGUGUACCUAAGGUCAAAUAUGGUAAUCUGUUUUCAUCAUGCAAGUAAACUGUGAUGCAUUUAACAAUGAUUCCGAUCUUCGUUUCUAAAUCUAUGAAAUUGUUGUUACUAUAGGAUAACCAGCAUAGUAAAGUGCCGAGAUUUGGAAAAAUAAAUGACUCUUUAUCUUAACUACGGAAAA
This is a messenger RNA of Anopheles coluzzii, 1396 nucleotides long. Its product is annotated as inositol oxygenase. Lineage: Eukaryota; Metazoa; Arthropoda; Insecta; Diptera; Culicidae. Gene Ontology annotation, biological process: inositol catabolic process. Gene Ontology annotation, molecular function: inositol oxygenase activity; iron ion binding. Gene Ontology annotation, cellular component: cytoplasm. The record is from RefSeq and is a predicted model, not a curated record. Bases 191 to 1069 code for a protein of 292 amino acids. The transcript is spliced from 5 exons.